UUCAAUUGUUUUUACAGAAAAUUUUAUCAUGUCUACAUUAAUGAUAUCAGUAGCCUUUUCGUUAUGUCUUGCGUGCGUUAGCUCGGUCGAGUUAGAUGAACUCUACACUUUUGUCUCUGAUAAGCUAGAAGAGAUUGAAAAUUAUCAGGUACCUACAAAUAAUGAAAAACUAUUUAAGGUCAAUGAUUCUAACGUAUACGAUGCUGGAACAUACGAUUUUAUAAUUGUUGGUGCUGGAGCCGCAGGUUGCGUUCUGGCAAACAGACUGUCGGAAAUUUCUUCAUGGAAGAUUUUGUUAUUAGAAGCUGGCGGCAAAACUAACGAUUUUAGCGAUAUUCCUAUAUUUAGCGAUAAUUUAAGAAACUCUGAGAUGAACUGGGGAUAUUAUACAUCUCCACAAACAAAAUCCUGUCAAGGAAUGCGCAAUAAUCAGUGUGUGUACCCUCGUGGAAAAGUUAUAGGGGGCACAACCACUAUCAAUGGAGCAGUUUAUGCUAGAGGUGCUCAUACAGAUUACAGGGAUUGGGAAGCCAUGGGCAACAAAAGAUGGGCAUUUAAAUAUGUAUUUCCCUAUUUUAAAAAAUCAGAAACUUGUUCUUUUAAAUCAUGUGAUCCAUAUUAUCAUGGAAAAUCUGGACCCUUAUCGGUCAAUCAGACAAGUCCUUCUUCAAUUGUAGCAAAUGCGUUUGCCAAUGCUAAUCUAGAAAAAGGCUUGAGUUUGGUAGAUUAUAAUGGAAAGUCACAAAUAGGAGUGUCCAAAAUACAAUUCAACGUCAAAUACAACAAACACCAUAAUGCAGAACACGCCUUUUUAGACUACAUUAAAUCUAGAACAAACCUAAAAAUUAUGCUGAAUGCAGCAGUUAACAAAAUAAUAAUUAAAAGCCAUAAAGCAACCGGAGUAACUUUUGUUAAAGAUGGAGCAGUAUAUACAGCAAAGGCCAGAAAAGAAGUUAUUCUGUCUGCUGGAGCGAUAAAUAGUCCUCAACUCUUACUUUUAUCUGGUGUAGGUCCAAAACACGAAUUAAAAAAAUUAGAUAUUCCAGUAUCUGCUCAUCUACCUGCUGUUGGAAAAAACCUACAAGACCAUCCUCUUUUCUUUAAUCUGUAUUUUAGAACGAAUCUUACGGCGGAGAAUCGGACGUUAAAGGAAAAUUUGGAGCUUUAUCUGGAAGAUGAAACUCCUUUUACCAAUGGAGCUGGAUUGGAACAGCUAGUUUUUAUUAAUGCUGAUAAUAUAACUAGCGGAGUAGCUGAUAUAGAAUAUCUUACAUUUGCUCCACCUUUUAGUGUACCACCAAAUCCUGUUAAAGCCUUAAAUUUAAAUGAUAACUACGCAAAUACUUACAAAAAUUAUAAUACACAAACUGAUAUUUCGGUUAUUAUGUCACUAAUGAAACCAAAAUCAAGAGAACAGGUAACCUUGAAAAGCAACAAUAUUGUCGACUUUCCCAUUAUCGACUUAAACUUUUUUUCUGAUGCUAACGGAACAGAUAUUGAAACAAUGUAUAAAGGUAUUCAAUAUAUUUUGAGUCUUACAAAAACAGACGCCUUCAAAAGAAUUAAUGCUACUCUUGUAAGCGAGCAACCAAGCUGUGAUCAAUUUAAGGGUCAGGAAAGGGAAUAUUGGUACUGCGCUUUAAAAUAUAUGACUGCAACUGAGUACCAUCCUUCAUGUACUACAAGAAUGGGAACUUCUAGAAAAGAUUCUGUUGUAGAUAAAGACUGCAUUGUUCAUGGUUUUUCGAAUCUAAGGGUUGUUGAUGCAGGUGUUAUGCCAGAGAUAACAAGAGGUCAUCUUAUGGCCGCUGUUUAUAUGAUUGCAGAGAAAAUAUCAGACGAAAUUAAACGUAAGCAUGGCAAAUUACAUUGGUUUUAAAGUAUACUUUAAUUGUAUUUGUAAAUUAAAUCGAAAUUUAUAAAAAAA
Diabrotica virgifera virgifera (western corn rootworm) is the source of this 1927-nucleotide messenger RNA. RefSeq names its product glucose dehydrogenase [FAD, quinone]-like. The coding region runs from base 29 to 1879 and encodes 616 amino acids. Gene Ontology annotation, molecular function: oxidoreductase activity, acting on CH-OH group of donors; flavin adenine dinucleotide binding. The record is from RefSeq and is a predicted model, not a curated record. Lineage: Eukaryota; Metazoa; Arthropoda; Insecta; Coleoptera; Chrysomelidae. The transcript is spliced from 3 exons.